AUGACAUGUCCACUCUUGGGCCACCCAGUCUAUGCACGGUUACAUCUCUGGAUGGUGAUACGGCGCAUUAACGGUAAGUUCAUCAAGUGUACGGAGCGGACAAAACAUGUCCUGUACUGCUACAAGCCGCAGGAAGUAUAUCAAUUGAAGCUUGGAAAUCUAUUUAUCCUAGCGUUUGUCGCACGUCUACUUCACUAG
Messenger RNA from Plasmopara halstedii, 198 nucleotides. RefSeq lists its product as uncharacterized. Bases 1 to 198 code for a protein of 65 amino acids. NCBI's taxonomy places the organism in Eukaryota, Oomycota, Peronosporomycetes, Peronosporales, Peronosporaceae. The record is from RefSeq and is a predicted model, not a curated record. The transcript is spliced from 2 exons.